Limulus polyphemus (Atlantic horseshoe crab) is the source of this 3320-nucleotide messenger RNA. RefSeq lists its product as uncharacterized. NCBI's taxonomy places the organism in Eukaryota, Metazoa, Arthropoda, Merostomata, Xiphosura, Limulidae. The transcript has a single exon. Gene Ontology annotation, biological process: regulation of lipid biosynthetic process. The record is from RefSeq and is a predicted model, not a curated record. The coding region runs from base 137 to 1003 and encodes 288 amino acids. Gene Ontology annotation, cellular component: cytosol.
AAUAAUUUAUUAUUCUUGCUCCUCUGCUAUCAGUGUUUGUAUACUAAGCACGUGACAACAACGUUAGAACUGGCGAUUGCUAUAAUCUACUUUGGAAAAGUGGGGCCAGUGUGAGAGCAGGUUAACCGCAGAAACGAUGGCGAACGUUGUCAGUCAAAAUCGCGUAAGAAGAAAAUCGUACGCAGGACUUGAGAAUGUCUUGCAAAAACCAAAGCGGUUUUCGUAUGCGGGUCAGACUCAAGCAGGAAAAGAGCACUAUGCACGAGAACUAGCUUCGAUUUCAGAAGGUGGGAAAGCACGACGCUCGACUCCUACUUCGAUACUACUUUCUAGCAUUACAAGUAUUCUUCAACACUCUGAAAAUACCACUGUGCAGAGUUAUCAGAUGAAAAGAGAUCGACGAAGAAGUGCUCUUGAUAGUGGUAAUAAUAAUCUAUCAUUUUCUCAACAGUCAUUACUAAAUGUUAUGGACCGUUUUGUGAAAUCUGUGAAAAAUAUGGAGGCAACAGUACUUGUUCCUUCACGUCUGAAAGACAUGGAUGCAGACAGUGAAAGUAUUGAAAGGCAGUCUAUUCCUAAUCGACAGUAUAAAACAAACUUGUUCACCUUUUAUUCUUUGCUGAAUGAUGUUAGACAUGAAUUAUUAUGGGGACCUACACACAAAACAACUUCUUUAUUACCCCCUGUUAUGAAGGAUCGCCCGUCUACUCCAACAAAACAUGAACUUCUGCCCGAAGAAAAAAUUAUGGCACUGGGUAAUACAUGUUUAACGCCUGGUAAAGAUAUCCAAGGAGAUAUUGAUAUAGAUAGUCUAGGAUUUUCAUCGUUAGAAUUAGCCAGCGAAGAUGGAAUUGGGACAUCAGGAGCACAGGCCACUUGCUUAACAAACUCUUUCCGUUAUCAUCUACAAGCAUUGCAGACUAUUUUGAAUCAAUUUUCAGAUUCUGCCGAUUACUUAUCUUCUCGAUACCAAGAAGAAGUAGGAUUAGAUACUUCUACGUAGAUGGACCUACCGUUUAUAUAUGAUAAUGUCAAUUGUAAUUUUGUUUGUGAUUACUUUUAAAAAUAUUGAUUUAUUUUUAACAAAUGCAUAUUUGUUCGAUUUAUAGUUUGUAACAUAAGCAUAUUAUUACAACUAUUAGUAUUACUGUGACAAGAAAUUGGUUAAUACUAAUAGACGUUAUGACUUAUAAGAGGGGGAUGAAAUUGAAAAGAACAAGUCAUAUUUGAUUAAUGUUAAAUUUCUGUUUGUAUUAUUGAUGUCAAAGUUUAGGUUAAGUGACUUACAUUGUUUGUUUCGGCCAUAAGCUUGAAUAAGGACAUGAAGACUUGUAUGCAACUGUUAGGCUUAAUUAACUAAUGAUGUUCAGAGAAAUGUAAAAAACUCAACAAUAAGUGUAUGAUUUCUCUUAAUUAUUACAACUACACGGAAAUUGCGUUUUAGUGUGUUUACUUCAUAAAUAUAAUACUACACACUAAUGUCAAAUGUUCUAUAUAUACUAUUUAAUACUUUUUUUUAGAAGAAAUAGAAAAUUUGGUUAACUUAAUUGUAGUUUUAGGUAUUGGAAAGUGUUAUUAUACUAUAUAUACUUAACAGUCAUUAUGUCUAACCUUAGAUUUUUUCAUUGUAUUGGAUGAAAAGGGGGUUUUAGCAUUAUUUUUUGUAAGGUGGUUUAUUAAUUUGUUUUCAUACAGAAGGUAUAACAUUCAUUUUAGAUUCUGUCAUUUUGGGCUCAGACAGCCAUAUUUUGAGAACAAAAAUUACGACAACCGUUGUAGGUCGAUAUUAGCUCAUAUACUGCAUUAGGACGUGUGUCGUAAAAAAAAGUGGAUUGGGAGUUGACGACGGGCAGCAGUAGCAAACAAACAUGAUCCUCGUAUACUUCGACUCCCGUUUCCUAUGUACAUUAUGAACAGCCAGUGGUAACUACCUGAACUCUUCUACUCAGAUGUUAGUCUAGACAUCAGUGUUACGAUUCUGUAAUCUAAAUCCUGGGAACAAAAAUGAUGGUAGCAACCAAGAAGCAUGACUUCCAUUAUUCUUAUCCUCAAUAUAUGGAUUUUAGAAGAAUGUUAGUUCGGCAAAGCUUAUUUCAUGUCAUUUGUUAUAAACAUCAAACUUUCCCAAGUAAAUUCUAAAAAAAAAGUGGUGAUGGAAACCUAGUUAAAUGAUCUUCAACCUGAUAGUGGCUGCAUUACUGCAUCAUCAAUGGUCAGCUGAUGAUGUUUUUUAGUUUGAUAUCCACUAAUGAGCACUGAGGGAGGUUCUAUGUAUAAAACUGUAUCAUUCAAAUAUAUAUAUAUAUAUGCGUAUAUAUUUAUUUUGAAGAUAUUAAUAGAAAUAGUUAUUUUAUAGUAAUGCGUAAAGAACGUUUGUGUGAAAAUAUUUUCGUACUGAACUAUACGCAAUCUGAGGAAAUACAGCUAAAAAUUACUACCUUUCAAAAUACGUUUUCAGGAAUGAGUAAUCAUGGCUAAUCCCACGCUUAAUAAAUAUCAUUUACGUACGUAGCCAGUUAUAGCUAUGGUGUUCUCCCCUUAUCGCUCCUUGUAUCAGUAAUGACUGACCCCUUUGAAGAUGUUAUUAGGGAUUAUCUGGUCAAGUCUUACUUUACCAGUUGAUCGAAGUAUUGGAUGAGAGUUAGAUUAGUAAUCUGAAUUUCAUUAUACUAUACGUGUAGGUAGUAAUCUUUUAAAGUUGGUAAAAACUUGGCUUCUUAAUAGGAAACAAAAGGUGAAACAUCAUUAAAGGGAAUAAACGAAGACCUAAUACGCUUCUUUUGGUUAUAAUUUAUAUUAGUGAUGUCGAUAGCAUGUUUGAAUUUAAUUAUGAUAGAAGAUGAAGAGCGGAGUUAAUGUGAGAAAGUGUGCUUAUAAUUAUGCAUAAUUUGCACAAGAAACAAACAUAAAGACUUGAAGGUUAAUUAGAUGUAAAAUGUAAUAACAUAUAUUUUUUGACCUAGGAGUUUGUUAAUUGAUGAAAGUUUCUUUUGUGAAGGAGAAAAUUAUGAAUACAAGUUUGAAUUAUUGUAUUGAGUGUAUGAUUGUGCUCAAAAAGGAAAGUAGUUUGAUUUUUUCCGGUAUUCAUGUAGUACUUUCCAAUAGGUGGUUCACGAAGUGUUUGGUUAACUUCACUGUGCUUUUACGUUUUUAAACCUAAAUAGCAAUUUCAAUAAAAUUAAAAGCUCGAAUCAGUCAUAAUUAAUUUGUUUUUGGCUAUGGUUUUCGGUAGAGAUCUGUAUGUGUUAUGCCGUACUGCUUCAAACAUUACAUAAAGAUAACAUAUUUUCAAAUGUGUGGAUAAACUGACAUUAUGAUGA